Molecule: messenger RNA, 366 nt
Organism: Cucurbitaria berberidis CBS 394.84
Lineage: Eukaryota; Fungi; Ascomycota; Dothideomycetes; Pleosporales; Cucurbitariaceae
Exons: 3
Coding region: 1-366 (121 amino acids)
Source: RefSeq, a predicted model, not a curated record
AUGAAAUUACUCACAAUCCUCCUCUUCGUCGCCAUUAUCGGCCUUGCUGUCGCUAAGCAUCCGAAAAAGCCGAAACCUCGCAAGCCUCCGACCGUCUGCGACAGCGAAAACUGCAAGUGGUGCUGCGACGAAAUUAGUAAAUGCGACUCUCAAUGCGCUUUCUGGCAUUCCCACGAAUACUGCCGACCCAUCUGUCAGAGGGAAUGGUGCGAGGGCGAGAGAGGAAAAACAUGCAAGGACGAGUGUAAGCUCAACUACUGCAAAAACGACUCGGCCUCUGCGGGCACAGAUCUCGAGGGCGACACAGCAGAUGGGCUCAAUGCUACCGUGGUUGUCAACACGACCGAAGUCAAUGCGAAGGAGUAA